AUGACUGGCCAUUCCCCAGCACGCUACGAGGAGCUCAAAGCGGCCGUGACCGCUGCGCGCCUUCAAUUCGACCAGCCCGACGACGCCACCGACGUCCUGGAGGACGUCGAGGAGACACCCGUGCAGAUCCCCUCACGCGACGGACACGGAGACGGAAGCCGCACCAUUGCCGGACGCCUCUACCGCUCCAAAGAGGCUGCUGCUUCCACGGCCUCGGGCGGCCCCACGCCCGUCCUCGUGAACUGGCACGGCAGCGGCUUGGUCUUCCACUGGUUCGGCCAGGACCGCCCCUAUUGCGCCCAGGUCGCUCGCGAAAUCCCGGGCCUCGUCGUUCUGGAUGCCGACUACCGCAAGGCGCCCGAGGACCCCUUCCCCGCCGCCGUGCACGACACCGAGGACGUCCUGCGCUGGGUCGCGAGCCAGCCCGACGUCUACGACGCCAGCCGCGUCGCCCUCUCCGGCUUCAGCGCGGGCGGGCUCCUGGCGCUCUUGCAGAUCCCAGUCGUCGUCGCCGUCUACCCAACUGUGGACCUCUCAGUCCCAGCGGCGGAGAGGAAGCAAGUCGAGACGCCCAUUCAACCCAUCCCGGCGCACAUGGCCGCCCUGUUCGACGAGUGUUGGACGCCGGACCCGGAGACGCGCAAGGAUCCCCGGUGCUCGUCCGGACGCGCCGACCCGGCCCUGUUCCCGGACCACGUCGUCAUCCUCACGUGCGGCGGCGACAACUGCGCGCCCGAGGCGAACGACCUGGCCGCGAAGCUCAAGGACGGGAAGCGCAAGGUCGUCCACGAGGUCAUGGAGGGGAUGCCGCAUGCCUUUGACAAGACGUGCAAGCCCGGCACCCCCGAAUGGGGCCAGAAGGAGAAGAUGAAUGCACUUAUCAUCCAGGAGCUCAAGGAGGCGCUUCGGAUCUAG
Molecule: messenger RNA, 915 nt
Organism: Anthostomella pinea
Lineage: Eukaryota; Fungi; Ascomycota; Sordariomycetes; Xylariales; Xylariaceae
Source: the annotation of a GenBank genome assembly